CAGGAGAAGUACUAGCAGGCAAAAUCUCAACCUUGUAACGGAAAAUUAAAUCCACAACGGGAGAGUAAGCGCAUCAUGGGAAGAACAUGUCACCAUAUCAAACCGACACCCAAUACAUCGUAUUAUACCUUAUUCUUCCUUAAAUACCCACCUACAAAAUAACUCUUCUUUCCUCUUCUCUCCCUCUCUAUUUGCACACUGGCCCAGAAGGAAGCGCGAUUUCUUUGAGACGAUCAGAUCGAGGCCGACGUGAGUCAGCCGACGUCGCGCCGCAACUGAUCCACCGCAUGGUGGAGUUACUGUCCACCGUAUGAUGUUCAUCAGGCGGCCGUCGGGGAAGCAGCGGUCUGGGGCGGUACCCGUGCACCUCAACGUCUACGAUCUCACGCCCAUCAACGGCUACGCCUACUGGCUCGGCCUCGGCGCCUACCACUCCGGCGUCCAAGUGCACGGGGUGGAGUACGCGUACGGGGCGCACGAUCACCCGACGACGGGGAUCUUCGAAGGAGAGCCGCGGCAGUGCCCGGGGUUUGCGUUCCGGAAGUCGAUACUUAUCGGGCACACCGAUCUGGAGCCUCGUGAGCUGCGGAUGCUCAUGGAGGAGAUGGCCGCGGAGUACGCUGGCGACACCUACAACCUCAUCUCCAAGAACUGCAAUCACUUCUGCAACGAGGCCUGCCUCCGCCUCAUCGGGAAGCCCAUCCCCCGAUGGGUCAACCGCCUAGCCAGGAUCGGAUUCCUGUGCACUUGCUUGUUGCCCGUGCAAGUGGAGGCCGUGGGGCAGCGGGCAGCAGAGGAGGGGAAGGUCGGCGCAGACAGCGAGAGGCGGAGGCUGAGGAGCAACCCCAACGUACCACCAGGUAGCAUUUCCCAGCCUGUGGUCACCAUUUCCUCUCGAUCCGUAGAGAGCAGGAGAACCCGGCGCUCGUCUUCGUUAUCCUCCAUCGGAGCAGUCUCUUCCAUUUUGAAGGUCUAGUCUAAUCCCGGCGGAUGUGAACUUUCCGUAUGUGUUCUCAAUUAGUUUGGAAAUGAGAUUCUGUUUCCUAAUCAUAUUCUCUUCUCUCUCUUCUUUUCU
This is a messenger RNA of Musa acuminata AAA Group (dessert banana), 1075 nucleotides long. Its product is annotated as deSI-like protein At4g17486. Gene Ontology annotation, biological process: protein deubiquitination. NCBI's taxonomy places the organism in Eukaryota, Viridiplantae, Streptophyta, Magnoliopsida, Zingiberales, Musaceae. The record is from RefSeq and is a predicted model, not a curated record. The transcript is spliced from 3 exons. Bases 311 to 976 code for a protein of 221 amino acids. Gene Ontology annotation, molecular function: deubiquitinase activity.